This is a messenger RNA of Fukomys damarensis (Damara mole-rat), 5419 nucleotides long. Its product is annotated as probable ubiquitin carboxyl-terminal hydrolase FAF-Y. The record is from RefSeq and is a predicted model, not a curated record. The transcript is spliced from 22 exons. Gene Ontology annotation, molecular function: cysteine-type endopeptidase activity; cysteine-type deubiquitinase activity. The coding region runs from base 1 to 3423 and encodes 1140 amino acids. Gene Ontology annotation, biological process: cell migration; protein deubiquitination. Gene Ontology annotation, cellular component: cytosol; nucleus. Lineage: Eukaryota; Metazoa; Chordata; Mammalia; Rodentia; Bathyergidae.
AUGGUUAAUCUAUUUCAGAUUAACCAAGUUACUCAUGAUCAAGCUAUGGUGCUGCAAAAUGCUCUUCAAAGAAUUCCUAAUCCUUCAUCUGAGUGCGAGCUAAGAAAUAUAUCGAUACGUCUUGCUCAGGAAAUAUCUGGUGAGGCCUCAAGAUACAUACCUGAUAUUUGUGUGAUUAAAGCUAUACAACAAAUUGUCUGGGCAUCAGGAUGUGGAGCAUUAGAGCUUCUAUUUAGCCCAAAUGAAGAAAUCACUAAAAUUUAUGAGAUGAUGACUAAUGGAAGCCAUGAACCAGAGAUGGAAGAUGAACAGGUUUGCUGUGAGGCCUUGGAAGUGAUGACAUUAUGUAUUGCUUUAAUUCCAACAGCCUUGGAUAUACUUAAUAAAGAGAUAGCUUGGCAGACAUUCAUCAUUGAUUUAUUAUUGCAGUGUCCCAGCAAAAUUGUCCGUCAGUUGGCACAAGAGCAGUUCUUUUUAAUGUGUACCAGAUGUUGCAUGGGACACAGGCCUCUGCUUUUCUUCAUUAGUCUACUCUUUACCGUUUUAGGGAGCACAGCAAGAGAGAGAGGUAAAUAUUCAGGUGACUAUUUCACACUCUUACGACAUCUUCUCAGUUAUGCUUACAACAGCAAUAUUAAUGUACCCAAUGCUGACGUUCUUCUCAACAAUGAAAUUGAUUGGCUCAAAAGAAUUAGGGAUAAUGUUAAAAACAUGGGUGAAACAUUUGUAGAAGAACCAAUUUUGGAAGGCCACCUUGGAGUAACAAAAGAGUUACUGGCCUUUCAAACUCCUGAGAAAAAAUACCAUGUUGGUUGUGAAAAAGGAGGUGCUUAUCUUGUUAGAGAAUUAAUUGAUGAUUUCAUCUUUCCUGCAUCCAAAGCUUACCUGCAGUAUAUGAAAAAUGGAGAACUGCCAGCCACACUGGCUGUUCCAGUCUGUAGUUCACCAGCUACCAUCAGUGCUGGUUUUGAGCUACUUGUAGCUUUAGCCAUUGGCUGCGUACAAAACCUCAAACAAAUAGUAGAUUGUUUGACUGAAAUGUAUUACACAGGCACAGCAGUAACUACUUUUGAAGGACUUACUGAGUGGGAAUAUCUGCCACCUGUUGCACCCCGGCCACCAAAAGGAUUUGUGGGACUAAAAAAUGCUGGUGCCACUUGUUACAUGAAUUCUGUCAUCCAACAGCUAUAUAUGAUUCCUUCCAUCAGGAACAGUAUUCUUGCAGUUGAAGGGACAGGUAGUGAUAUAGAUGAGAAUAUGUUCGAGGAUGAGAAGCAGGAUGGUGAGUGUAAUGUUGACCGCAGAGAUGAUGUAUUUGGAUCCCAUCAAUUUGAAGACAAACCACCAUUAAAUAAGACAGAAGAUAGGAAAGAAUACAAUAUUGGUGUCUUAAGACACCUUCAACUCAUCUUUGGCCAUUUAGCUGCUUCCCAAAUACAAUACUAUGUGCCCAGAGGAUUUUGGAAGCACUUCAGGCUUUGGGGUGAACCUGUAAAUCUCCGUGAGCAACAUGAUGCCUUAGAGUUUUUCAAUUCUUUGGUGAACAGUUUAGAUGAGGCUUUAAAAGCUUUAGGACAUCCACCAAUGAUAAGUAAAGUCCUAGGAGGUUCCUUUGCAGAUCAGAAGAUUUGCCAAGGCUGCCCACAUAGGUAUGAGUGUGAAGAAUCUUUUACUACUUUAAAUGUAGAAAUUAGAAAUCACCAAAAUCUUGUUGAUUCUUUGGAACAGUAUAUCAAAGGAGAUUUACUUGAAGGUGAAAAUGCAUAUCAUUGUGAAAAAUGUGAUAAAAAGGUAUGCAGUGAAUAUUUUUCAGAAUGGCAUGACCAGUUAUUGCCUGAAGCAGAAGAAAUUACUAUGAUCAGCAUUCAGCUUGCUGCCAGAUUCCUCUUUACCACUGGAUUUCACACCAAGAAAAUAGUCCGUGGACCUGCCAGUGACUGGUAUGAUGCACUAUGCAUUCUUCUUCGUCACAGCAAGAAUGUACGCUUUUGGUUUGCUCAUAAUGUCCUUUUUAAUGUAUCCAAUCGCUUCUCUGAAUACCUUCUGGAAUGCCCUAGUGCAGAAGUGAGGAGUGCAUUUGCAAAACUUAUAGUAUCUAUUGCACACUUUUCCUUGCAAGAUGGUUCUUGCCCUUCACCUUUUGCAUCUCCAGGACCAUGUAAUCAGAUGGGUGAUAACUUGAGCUUGAGUGAUCAUUUACUAAAAACAGUAUUAAAUCUCCUAAGGGAAGUUUCAGAACAUGGGCAUCAUUUACAACAGUAUUUCAAUUUGUUUUUAAUGUAUGCCAAUUUAGGCAUGGAAGAAAAGACACAACUUCUGAAAUUGAAUGUACCUGCUACCUUUAUGCUUGUAUCUUUAGGUGAAGGAUCGGGUGUUCCAAUCAAAUACCAGUAUGCUGAAUUAGGCAAAUUAUACACAGUAGUAUCUCAGUUGAUCCGCUGUUGUAGUGUCUCAUCAAGAAUGCAAUCCUCAAUUAGUGGUAAUCCCCCUCUUCCCAAUCCUUUUGGUGACCCUAAUUUAUCACAGCCUAUAAUGCCUGUCCAGCAAAAUGUGGCAGAUAUUUUGUUUGUGAACACUAGUUAUGUGAAGAAAGUUAUUGAAGACAGCAGUAAUUCAAAAGAGACCAUCAAGUUACUUCGAUUCUGCUGCUGGGAGAAUCCACAGUUCUCAUCUACUGUCCUGAGUGAACUUCUCUGGCAGGUUGCAUCUUCAUACACCUCUGAGCUCCGGCCAUACUUGGAUCUCCUUUUGCAAAUUUUACUGAUUGAGGACUCCUGGCAGACUCAUAGAAUUCAUAAUGCUCUUAAAGGAAUUCCAGAUGACCAAGAUGGACUUUUUGAUACAAUUCAACACUCUAAGAAUCACUAUCCAAAAAGAGCGUAUCAGUGUAUAAAAUGUGUGGUUGCUCUUUUUAACAAUUGUCCUGUUGCUUACCAAAUUUUACAGGGUAAUGAAGAUCUUAAAAGAAAAUGGAUAUGGGCAGUGGAAUGGCUUGGAGAUGAACUUGAAAGUCACCCAUAUACUGGCAGUCAUCAGUAUACUUACAACAACUGGUCUCCUCCAGUACAAAGCAAUGAAACAUCAAAUGGUUAUUUCUUAAAAAGAUCACAUAGUGCUGGGAUGACACUUGCAAAAGCUUGUGAGCUCUGUCUAGAAGAGUGGGGAUCGAACUCAGGGCCUCACUCCUGCCAGGAGCCAGAUGACCAAGAUGUUCCAGAUGAGCAAGAGCCCUCUCCACUAGAAGAUGCAUCAUUGUAUCAUUCACCUGGAACUCAGAGUCAACAGAAUAACCAUGUACAUGGACAUCCGUAUACAGGGCCAGCGGCACAUCACUUGAACAAUCCUCAACAAAGUGGCCAACAAGUACAGGAAAAUUAUGAAGGCAGUGAAGAAGUAGCUUCAUCUGAAGUAAAAGAUCAUUGAACGUAAUUAACUUUUUAAGAGCAUUCAUUCAGCAUUCUGUGCCUAGUUAAUAUUUAAGACUAGAAAAACUGUUACAAAGCAAUUUGGAGUGGAGAAUGUAUUCACUAUCUACAUUACAGAAAUUUGCUUUCAGUAAAUCUACCUGCAACAGAAAAUGUAUAGAAUUUUGUAAUAAAUUUCUGAUAAUAAUAUGUAAAUGGGAGAGAUGUACAUAUUGUUUCACUGUUCUUAAGCAAGAAACUUUUUGAAAAUUCAGAAAUCUAUAAAAACAUUAGUUACUUUUCAUAAUAACAUUUUGUGUAUUCCAUCUUGUUGUCUGCUUUCCAUCAGGUAGAUCAACUCCCUUAUUCAAAACAGACAAAUAAAAAGGAAUAUUAGAGAAUCUAUCCAUGUCAAGCACAUCAGUAGUUUCCUGUUCAUUCUUUGGUAUUGGAUAUAUAAAAGUGAUAGGUGACCUUUGAACUACAUGGUUGAUGUCAAAAUUGAUGAUAUAAUAUGUUUUUUACCUUUUAUUCUGUUAUUUGGUUAAUCACUUCAAAGCUGUGCGUAGUAGAGCAUUUAACAUGGCUUCACACCCGGUUUCUAUUGCCACAGAGAUUGAGCUACCUGAAUAACAGCAGUAUACAAAAUUGACUGUCUUGCUCAAAGCUUUUAUUCCUUGUUCCUACAAUAUGUAUAAAAUGGAGAGAAAUAAUGACAAGCUGUUUGUGGUUGCACAUUUUAAGUUUGACAUGUUCCUCAUGUUUUUUUUGCGGGGGAGGGUUUGUUUUGUUUUGUUUGGGUACCAGGGAUUGAACUCUGGUUCUUGCGCUUUUGAGGCAUGCAGCAGAACCACUGAGCUAAAUCCCAUGUUCUUCAUGUUUAAUGUUUGAUAAUUCCAUCUUGAUGCAGUGAAGACUGUUAAAAUACUAGUAUUGGGAAUUUUAAAAUAUUAAAACAUGCAAAUUUUACCUAUGGCAGCAUACACAGAGCAUAAGACAAAAAGCUAUUUGUGUUUUUUUUGUUGGUUUUUUUUUUUAAUUUUUUUAAUUGAUGCUUCUGAAACUUUUCUGAAUUCCAGUUAAAUGGAUAUCAUCACAAUCCAUAAUCUGAAACAGCAUGUUGAAAUACUUGCCUACUGGCUCAAUUUUUUAGAGUUUUCCCUGAAAGCAAGAAUUGCCCUAAUUCUUUUUCCAUUUCACAAUUCUUAUUGUUUAGAUUUAAUUUCAGACAUAACUUGAAAAGAAGCUGCCAAGUUUAAAGUAAUUCUGAAGUACCAUUUUAGAGUAAGCAUUUGUUUAAAGAUUUCGAGAAACUCCUAACUAAUACUACAUUCAAAAGAGAAUUGGUAGUUUUUGAAUGUAUGCAAUAUUUUGGAAGCUGUGUCAAAAAAUAUAUAUAUUCCUGCAAGCAGGUACACCUUGUCCUACUCUUUAAAUAUUGCACUUUUUGUUUUACAGAAAUUGUUUUUGCUGAAUUAAAUACAAUUUAAGAAGAUACUUUGUCCUGUGCUUUGUGUGUUUUUUGUUCAUUUGUUUGUUUGUUUGUUUGGGUACCAAAUAUCAAAUUUAGGAACUUGCCACUUCCAAGGAAUGCAGCAGAAGUACUGAACCCCUGGCCCCUGUGGUGUAUUUUUGUUCUUUAUUGUGUUGUAUUCUGUUGUUGUUUUGUUGUUGUUGCCCUAAACUCAUUGUAUAACUCAGACUGACCUCGAACUCUCAGCAAUCCUCCUGGCUCUGCCCUCUGAGUGCUGGGAUUACAGGCUUGAGCCACAAUGCCCAGCUCAUAUGUUGUAUUCUUACAGAACAUAUAGUCAGUCUUGUUAAUAGUAAGUAUAUUCUGUGGAGUCAACACAAACAUCAAAUUAAAUACCAAAUUAUAAACUUCAUGUUCCCGUUGUCUAACACUGUGUAACCUGUAACAUGAUAUAUAUCUAUUUGAUGUAGUUUCUCUCCCUGGUAUUGGAUAUUGUGGGCCACAGAGUAUGUAUUUGGAAAUGCAAAUUAUUAAAUUAUUG